Molecule: messenger RNA, 469 nt
Organism: Halichondria panicea
Lineage: Eukaryota; Metazoa; Porifera; Demospongiae; Suberitida; Halichondriidae
Exons: 2
Coding region: 28-411 (127 amino acids)
Source: RefSeq, a predicted model, not a curated record
AUUAUUUUCUGAAGGAGAAAGCUUUAGAUGGCGUUUGUGUUUAGAACUCUUCGUCUUGUGCCUACGGCUAUACGCGUGACAGUGGCUGGAGGGGUCACCUAUGGCACAGUGAAGGCUGGAGCAUGGUCUGAUUCAUCUGAUAGCCGUGAGAAACUCGAUAAAGUACAAGAGUCCAUUUCUAACCUGAGAGAGAUAGAAUAUCCACCAAUGGAGCAUAUACAAUCUGCCCACCCCCAGGUUGAUAGACUGUCGGCCAAUCAGAUUGAGGUGGGUGCUCUUCGCUCCUCCCUCACACAAUCGUGGAACAAUGCCGUUAAAAGUGCUUGUGAGGCCGUCGUCAGGGACGAGGGUUCAAAGGUCGAGAGCAGCCUCAAAUCUCUGACUGAUAGAUUUAGUCAGUGGACCAAAUAAACUUCUUUGUUUCUUUGUCUUUUUUGUUCUUCGUAUAUGUACAGCAGUUGCACUUUCA